AUGUCCUACUCUCCCGAGGCCAUUCACCGACCGGCGCCAGCCCCCGAGCGGGCUUCCGAACAAAACGACGCGUCAAGCUCCUCCGGGUCAUCGAGUUCCAGCUCAAGCGGAUCGGGGAGCUCCGGAGAAGAGGAAGAAGAAGGAACCUCGUCAGGCAGACGGGGUUCACCGACCAAAGGUGUUAGGGAAACGCCAACCCGGGUGGUUGGGGACCACCCGGAAGCCGUUGCUCGGGGAAGCAACCGGGAAAACACCCCUGAGCAAGCCGAGGAAAACACGGCCGGGCCGGCCGCACCAGUAGAGUUCGAAUUCUUGAACAGCGAGAAUGUCGAACAGCAAAUGAGCCGGCUGACCAAAGGCGAAGCGGCUAGGAUUGCUGAAAUGCUCAGGGGUCGGGUGGAAUUUGACACAAGCCGAAAGCUAGGGAAUGUGAUCGAUCGGCACCGGGCCAUGGCAGAGUUCGGUGAUGAAGAUGCCCCCCUUCCCCCGCCCGCAAAGAUCUCCCUUGGCGGCAAGAAGAAAACGAAGGCGAAGCCAGCGGGGGAAAAGGAGAUCCCCAUGGCCCAACCGCUAAGCGCCUCGACCGUGACGACGGCCGAGGGCUUCGUCGUGGAGCCAUCUGAUGUCCUAGUUACCCGGGUGGAAGUCGCCCGAGGUAAGGAGAAGGUGCCCGCCCGGACCGUAACUGAGGUCGGCGGGAUGAAGCGCCGCCGAGAGCAGCGCAGCCCGAGUCCUUCGACCGGGCGCAACAAGGACAACCUGUCCGUGCUGGCCCGCAUCGGCAACGCCGGGCCAGCCAAAGAAGACCUGGGGAAGAUGACCCCGACCCAGGUAGCCGAGAGGAUCGGCUACGAUCUGGCCGAUGGUCGGGCCAUGCUGGCCGAGGAAGCCGACCACCAUAAGAAGACGGCCGCCCGUCGCCUUCUGGAGGUUAAAGAGCUCCAAGCCGAGCUCGAGAAGGCUCAAAAGGCCUUAAAAAAGAGCGACGAGGAGCGAGUCCUGACGGAGAAGGUUGCCCAUCGGGCAAUCGAGGAGGCCAAACAGCUGAAGGCUCAGCUCGGUAACCCGAGCGAGUUGGCGCAAGCGGUCUUCAAAGACAGCGACUUGGGCUCAGCCUUCCUCACAGCAGCCCGAGGGACAAAGGUCGGGGAGGAUCUGAUCCUCACGUUCGGGCGGUGGGCCUUCAAGGCCGGGCAACGGAAGAUGCUCGAGCGGGCUCGUACCCGGAUGGAGCAAGCUCUCGAGGGGGAGGACCUUCAGCUGGUUCUCUCGACGCUGCCCCCGGACUUGGCUGAUCCCGGUCCUUCUCCCUUCAGCCCCAAAGAGAAAACAGCUGAGCAAGGCGAGUCUUCUGCGGCCGCCGCGAGCGAGAAGGAAGCUGUUGGAGCUCGGGAAGCUGCUGGAGCUCGGGAAGCGAAGAAGUAG
Molecule: messenger RNA, 1425 nt
Organism: Ipomoea nil (Japanese morning glory)
Lineage: Eukaryota; Viridiplantae; Streptophyta; Magnoliopsida; Solanales; Convolvulaceae
Exons: 3
Coding region: 1-1425 (474 amino acids)
Source: RefSeq, a predicted model, not a curated record